Messenger RNA from Megalops cyprinoides (Indo-Pacific tarpon), 3574 nucleotides. Its product is annotated as CD9 antigen-like. The coding region runs from base 136 to 783 and encodes 215 amino acids. NCBI's taxonomy places the organism in Eukaryota, Metazoa, Chordata, Actinopteri, Elopiformes, Megalopidae. The record is from RefSeq and is a predicted model, not a curated record. Gene Ontology annotation, cellular component: membrane. The transcript is spliced from 8 exons.
UUGACUGCUUGCUGCUUGUAUUUUCUCACUGGGUGGACUGUCCUGGAUUUCAAGCGCACAGCUAACUGGGAAACACGCAAAUAAUCCAUCAGUCAUUUAAAAACAAAAGAACCGCUCCGCUAACAUCAAAGCAAAAUGGGAAAAGUUCAAGGAGGAAUGAAAUGUGUGAAAUACCUUCUCUUCGUAUUCAACUUUAUAUUUUGGCUGGUCGGCUCGCUGGUGCUGGCGGUCGGACUGUGGCUGAGGUUUGAUCCUGACACCGUUUUGCUCUUGAACGAAGAGGGCGCGCCCGAUACCUUCUUCAUUGGGGUGUACAUCCUGAUCGGAGCUGGCGGGCUUAUGAUGUUGGUGGGUUUCUUCGGAUGCUGUGGCGCUGUCCGGGAAUCGCAGUGUCUCCUGGGAUCGUUUUUUGCCUGCCUCCUGGUCAUCUUUGGUGCUGAGGUUGCUGCCGGUGUAUUUGGAUUCUUAAACAAAGACAAGAUAAUUGAAGAGGUCCAGAACUUCUACACAAAUGUCAACAAUGAAAAUGGCAACAGCACCGCGAUAGUAUCUAUUUAUUUCAAAGUGCUCAACUGCUGCGGUGACGAGUCAGUGAAUAUCUCCCUCUGCCCAGAAGCCACAGAGGAUACCAAGGAUUGUAAGACGGCUAUAUCCGACUUUUUCAACAAUAAGCUGUAUAUCAUCGGAUACGUCGGAAUAGGAAUUGCUGGAGUGAUGAUCAUCGGCAUGAUCUUCAGCAUGGUACUGUGCUGUGCAAUACGGAACAGCAGGGAGGUGAUCUAGUCACCCCUGCCCUCAAACCCAAUCCCCCCAAACCGAUCCCCAAUCACCACACCCCCCCUUCCCCACCCCCACCCCCUCUCGCCCAAUCCCAGCCUGCGCUGGACCUUGACAGACUUCAGAUCCUCUGUGACAAAGCCACCCUGACUGGAUUGGUCCAGCAAACCCACCUGAAGAGCUGGGGUGCCCAGCUAUCCCCACCCCCUCCCAAACACGCCGACUCAACAAUGGACGGGGCCUGCAGGGGCUCAGUUUUACAGAUCUGAUGAUGUCAUCAGAGAGUGACGCUAGUGGGGUUUCCUUUUUCACUGGGCUGGUGCAGUCUGGACCUCUUCACCUGCCCUUUCUCACUGCUAUAAUCCAAUUAACCUGUAUGCUGUGUGGCGGCUUCCAUGCAGAAAAUACUUAGCACUGCACUGUGACAUUCCCAUAAUUCCCUGAUGCUUGUAUUAUCACUGCAAGGGCAGCUUGUACAUAGCGAUGUGUUGAGCUUUGCUACAAGAUGUAUUAGUUCUUAGUUGCUUGCAGCUAUUUAUGCCAGACUGCCCCUAACUGAUGUCCACAUUGGCAUAACUGCUUAGUUCCCACACAAGCUUUGUUAGUCAGAGAUCUGCAGACGAAGGCAUUCUGUUCUAAACUUGGCAGCAGCCAAAGCCUUCAGUGAACAGAUAAAAAUAUUAUGUAAUGUGAGACUUGGGGGGGCCAUGCAUGGUGCCCUUGAACCUUUCAUUUGGAUGUCUCUCCCCACCCCACGUACACACACAUAGCGCCCCUUGACCCCGGCCAUUCCCACCAGCGCCUGCUUACACACAACAUUCCUAUGACCUAAUGACCAAACUCUCAAGCGUUCGGUGCUUACUGUGCGGGAGCCGCGCGCUUAUACAGGCGCGUGGGAAGAGGGCCCAGCCUGCCCCGGCCCAGACCGAGCCACAAGCUCCCCAGUUCUCCAGCCAGUGCCCUCCUCCUCAGAGUGGGACGGCGCCGGUGGUGCAGGCAGCUCGGGUCACACACAAGAGCGGCGGUCCCACCUCCUGGAUCGAAGGCUUUCCCUGCACCACCACUUUGCACUGACUAAACCUGGCCAUAAACCUGGUAUUCCUAAGUAUCCUCUCCAAGGAGUGCCUCAGUGGUGCAAGUGCCAGGCGAUAUUCCCUCUCGCCAUGUCAGUGUGAAUGCAGGUGGCUCAAGUGACGCCUCGCUGCCGUUUUGGCGAUGCGAUCGAAUCCGGCAACAUUCAGCUCGACCCCCUCUUGUGUGUUCCCCAAGCCACAGCCACCAUCGCGUCCGAGCCCGGAGAUUUGUACAUUUUGUGUGAAUUUGUAAUUUGUCUCUACAUUUUUUUUUCGGUUUGUCUGUUUGUUAGGUAGAUAAUGAGAUAGUCGAUUUGGGAUGUACUGUGGAGACGUGUAUACUAUAGAGGCAGCUUGUGUAGACUGUGUUUGGUAAUAAUGUAAAAGAAGAAAACAACAACUUGCUUUUCACAGCAUGUCUAUUCUUAACGUGCCUUUGUUUUAGUUUUUUUUAAACGUACACGAGGAUACGGAUCAACAACCUUAAUGUCGCAAAUGAAAGUUUUUUAACCGUGUUGGUGUGUAGAGUCAGUCAAGUUAGAUGGCUAAGCAGCAGCAAAAAAACAGAAAUGUAGGGGCUGUUUUGAGACCGCAGAUAUUCCCUAGUAUUGGUCCUUUCACAUGUUGGAAUCGACAUGUGUCGGCUGAAACGAUGUGCUUGCUUGCCCAGUGCCGUAGAUAGGGCUAUGUCCUUGUGGCCUUGCGGCAGCUAUCCAUUCGCAUUCUUAGUGAACAUUUUUAUGUUUUUUUUUUUCUAUUGACUCACCACCAGUCAAAUCUGCUACAUUUUGUGUUCAUUUCUAGUGGAUUUUCGAUAGGAUAGUGAAGUACUGUGCAUUACACUCUCUGAAUGUUUUGGAUUAAAUGAAGCUGAGUGUCUUUAAAGGCAGAAAAGAGAGAGAAAGCCCUUCAGCCUCCAUGAAAGGAGUCUAUUCUCCAGUCAAAAUCAUUUUGAAAAGAAGAUGCAGUAAUGGGCAGUUUUGGAUGAAACUUAACUGAGGCUAUAGGUGCUGUCCAACUAGUGAUCCAAGCAGGCAGGCUAAGAUUACAUCCCAGCGUCCUGCCAGACAGGUAACUCUACCAGUCAGUCAGCCCACCUGUAGGCCAAAUUGAGCUGAGACCUCAGCAGUAGCUGGAUUCCAACUGGCAGCAACGCAAGGAAUGAAACGUUAGCUAACCACAGCACCGAUGCACGAAUAAAAUCUACUCAGCAAGUGACUUUGUUGGCACAAGGCAUAAGACAGAUGAAUAGAGGGGUAUUACUGUGCAGGUUGAGUCAGGUUGAACAAAACAAGGAAUGUGACCAAUGCUGUUUAUACUUCAGUACUUCCGCUAGGGGGAACAUUGGACCUUUUGGCAUUAAAUGCUGUCUUUAUGCAGGUUUUCCAGCUGUGAAUUGAGCAGGUAAAGGGUUAUGCAUUGAUUCAGGUGCUGAUGGGGAGCGAGAUCCAGAGCAAGUUUAAAAGUACUCCACAACCUUGAAUUACAAACUCCACCUCCCAUUUGUACUGUCGCAAAAUGUUGCUCUAUUGAACUCGUUCCAGAUGUAAAGAUUCAUUUUGUCAUCAUCACAUGUACUUGGGCAAACAAGAAUGACGAGUUGAAGUACUGUACGCAUGAAAAAAGCAUCUCAAUUGAACUGUUGAUUGAUCUCAUGUUAAUUUAUUUAAUGGCUGAUAUAAUUCGAGUUCAAGUGGCAUUCAGGCUUCUCAGGAAGAUAGUUG